AUGCCGACGGCCGCGCGGCUGCUGCUCCUUGCUCUGGCGCUGGCGCUGGCGCUCCCGCUCCUGGUCCUGGCAGGUGCCUGCCAGGAUAUUAGAAUGACAAAUGAGGUUCUUGCAGCCAACCAGCCCUUUGCUGUUAAUUGCACAUACCCUCCCCUGACAUUGGGGGACGUGAAUGUGACCUGGUACAAAGUGCCCAGCAAUAUUGCAUUGUCCAGAAACAUAAGGUGGAGAAUUCACCAGGAGCACACCUGGAUUUUGAUUCUUCCUCUUAGUUUGGAGGACUCAGGGAUAUAUCAGUGUGUUAUAAAGAACACCAAAAGUUGUUACACAAUACACGUCAACCUCACUGUUAUCAAAAACUACUCAUGUACCAGCUCUAGAAGCAGUUUGCCAAGCUUAUUGAAUGAGUACAGUCAAAUAUUAAACUUUGGAAACUCGGGCAGUCUGCGAUGUCAUGUGCACUUCCCAGACAGUUGCCUUCUGGAUUCCAUAAAGUGGUAUAAGGACUGUAAAGAGAUUACCCGGGAUCCGCAGAAGUUUGUUUCUUUGGAUAUGAAGCUUUUUGUGUACAAUGUUUCGGCUGAGGAUGGGGGGAAGUACACAUGCACAGCCAUACUGAAGCACCAGGGGCAUCCAGGGAUCCAGUACAUGGUUUUAAAUAGCAUCGCUGUGAGCAUCACAGACGGAGGUAGACCUGGAGGAAGAAUUCCUAAGAUUAUUUAUCCUCAGAAUAAUUCCAUUGAAGUGCGACUUGGCUCCAUGCUCAUUGUGAACUGCAACAUAACAGACACCAAGGAGAACACGAACCUCCGAUGCUGGAAAGUCAACGACACCGUGGUGGACAGUUACUACAACGACUCCAAACGCAUCCAGGAGGGAAUCGAAACCAAUGUCUCUUUUCCGGAACACAUUUUUUACACGGUCAACAUCACCUUCUUAGAAGUGAAGAUGGAGGACUAUGGCCUUCCUUUCACAUGCCAUGCCGGGGUAUCUGCUGCCUACAUCAUGCUAAGGCUCCCAGCUCCAGACUUUCAGGAGUACUUGAUAGGAGGAUUUGUUGCUUUGGCGGUCGUGGUUAUCUCGGUGUUGGGUGUCUACAGAUUCUUCAAGGUGGACAUCGUGCUUUGGUAUCGAAGUGCCUUCCAUUCUGCUGAGACCAGAGAAGAUGGGAAGCUGUACGAUGCCUACGUCCUGUACCCCAAGCCUGAAAGGGACAACCAGUGCCACAAGGCGGACAUGCUGGUGUUGAAGUUCCUGCCUGAGGUGCUGGAGAGGCAGUGCGGAUAUAAGUUAUUUAUAUUCGGCCGGGAUGAGUUCCCCGGACAAGCUGUGGCCAACGUCAUCGAUGAGAACAUCAAGCUCUGCAGGAGGCUGAUUGUCAUCCUCACUCCUGUGUCCAGUUGCAGCCUACUGAAGAACCUGUCAGAAGAGCAGAUCGCAGUCUAUAAUGCGCUCAUCCAGGAUGGGAUGAAGGUGAUUCUCAUUGAGCUGGAGAGGAUGGAGGACUACAGCACCAUGCCGGAGUCCAUCCAGUACAUCCAGCAGAAGCACGGGGCCCUGCGGUGGUGCGGGGACUCCGCAGAACAGUCACAGUGUGCCAAGACCAAGUUUUGGAAGAGAGUGAGGUACCAUAUGCCACCCAGAAGGUACCCACCGUCUCCCCUGGGUCAGCUGCAGUGGCACACUCCCUACAACUACACGACGGGCAAGUGGGAGCCCACCAUGGGGCCGGUCACCCACUGA
This is a messenger RNA of Fukomys damarensis (Damara mole-rat), 1743 nucleotides long. It is a transcript of the gene Il36r, whose product is annotated as interleukin 1 receptor like 2. Bases 1 to 1743 code for a protein of 580 amino acids. Gene Ontology annotation, molecular function: interleukin-1 receptor activity. Gene Ontology annotation, biological process: regulation of inflammatory response; signal transduction. The record is from RefSeq and is a predicted model, not a curated record. NCBI's taxonomy places the organism in Eukaryota, Metazoa, Chordata, Mammalia, Rodentia, Bathyergidae. The transcript has 10 exons.